This is a messenger RNA of Telopea speciosissima, 835 nucleotides long. Its product is annotated as chalcone--flavanone isomerase-like. Lineage: Eukaryota; Viridiplantae; Streptophyta; Magnoliopsida; Proteales; Proteaceae. Bases 32 to 799 code for a protein of 255 amino acids. The record is from RefSeq and is a predicted model, not a curated record. Gene Ontology annotation, molecular function: chalcone isomerase activity. The transcript is spliced from 4 exons. Gene Ontology annotation, biological process: flavonoid biosynthetic process.
UUUGUUUGGAGAGAGAGAGAGACAGAGAGAAAUGGCUAAGCUAAUGGCUCCUGGUCCAGUAAUGGUAUCGGAGUUGAAGGUGGAAGACGUGAAUUUCCCUGGGAGCGUGAAGCCUCCAGGUUCAACCAGCACCCACUUUCUGGGUGGUGCAGGUGUGAGGGGAUUGGAGAUACAAGGACAGUUCAUAAAGUUCACCACCAUCGGCGUCUACUUAGGGCACGAAUCCCUUCCCUCACUCGCAUCUAAGUGGAAGGGCAAGAACCCCGAUGAACUCAACUCCUCCAUCGAUUUCUUCACUGAUAUCGUCUCGGGUGAAUUCGAGAAAUUCAUAAGAGUGACGAUGUUAAAGCCAUUAACGGGACAACAGUACGCUGAGAAGGUGACGGAGAACUGCGUAGCUUACUGGAAAGCUGUGGGGAUUUACACAGAUGCAGAGGCCAAGGCGGUGGAGAAGUUCACAGUUGCCUUCAAGGAUGAGACUUUCCCACCUGGAUCUUCCAUCCUCUUCACUCUCUCCCCUCUUGGUUCCCUCACGAUUGCAUUCUCCAAAUUAAAAGAUGGGGCGAUACCAGAAGUGGGAAGUGUUGUGAUAGAGAACAAACAGUUGGCGGAGGCAGUGCUGGAGUCCAUCAUCGGCAAGCAUGGAGUCUCCCCUACGGCCAGGCAGAGCUUGGCAGAGCGCAUUCAUGGAUUGUUGCUGGAAUUUGAUGCUGUCAAUGUCAAUGGUUUGGGUGGGGACAAAGUUGAGGUUGCCAAGCAGGAAAAUGGGGAAUCUCUGCAAGCAGUAAAGACUGCAUAGAGAGAGAGAGAGAGAGAGAGAGAAGGGGACUAUGGU